Notechis scutatus (mainland tiger snake) is the source of this 2376-nucleotide messenger RNA. NCBI's taxonomy places the organism in Eukaryota, Metazoa, Chordata, Lepidosauria, Squamata, Elapidae. The record is from RefSeq and is a predicted model, not a curated record.
AUGUCCAGCAUUUCAACAGCUAUCAAGGAACUUAAAUGGAUUAAGAAAAAGUAUGGAUUUAUAAACACAUGCCUAAAGUCUCUGGUGGUUGAAAAAUAUGGUGAAGAAAUAUGGGAAAAUUUAAGAGUACAAACUGGAGUACAGGAUACAUUUUUUACUUUUGAAGUUUAUAAAGAUGAGAUCACAAUGAAACUAAUUGACAAGGCAUGCCAAAUGUUAGAUGUUUCCCCAGAUACGGUCCUAAAACAAUUUGGAGAAUAUUUUUUUGAAUUCUGUAAACAGUCAGGUUAUGACCAUAUGCUGAGAACGCUGGGAGGAAAUCUGUAUGAAUUCAUAGAGAACCUGGAUGCAUUACACAGUUACCUCAGUCUGUCUUACCAGGAGAUGAACGCUCCUUCCUUUAGGGUAGAAAAGAAUGAAGAUGGGUCAAUGUAUUUGCAUUAUUAUUCAGACAGAAGAGGCUUAUGCCACAUAGUUCCAGGAAUCAUUGGUGCAGCAGCUUUGGACUUUUUCAAUACUGAAAUUUCAAUGGAAAUUGUCAAUCAGACAGAAGAAGAAGAAAGAACAGGAAAAAAAGAACACAUUGUAUUUCUUGUAACACAAAAACCUGUAUUUUCCUACCUAAGAAGAAACAAGUUCUCUUCCACACAUUACCUUCCAAAUUCUGGAGCUCAGGCAGAAAGAAGACUGAAUAAAGAGGAACUUGAAAGAACCAUGAAUAAGAUCAGAGAUAAAACAAGUGUCAAAAGGAGCCACUGGGAAACAAUCAGAGGAAUUGUGACAAUUGGAAAAGGUCGACUUCUUAAAGGAUUUGAUCCUGUCUAUCCUAGGACUCUCUGGAUUGACCCAAAGACAUUUUGCAUUGGGCUUCCUUUCCAUAUUGUUUUUGAUGAACAGCUCAGAGUGAAACAAGCUGGGGUUAGUAUUCAAAAGAUUGUGCCUGGCCUUCAAAUACUGGGCAUCCGUCUCAAUCAGUACUUCACUAUUGUACGCCCUGAAGUGAAAUUUACCAUCUCCAGUGUUCAGAGAUUCAUCAACAGCCAAUUCGUUUUCCAGACCAAGAGAGAAAUGAUGCCGGCCUCUUGGAAGCAGCGUCCUAUGUUAGAGCUAAGAGGGCAGAUGAUCUGGAUGGAGUCUGUUCAAUGCAUGCUGUACCUUUGUUCCCCUCUACUGCGUACAUUGCAUGAGUUGGAGGAAAGACACAUGCACAUUUCUGACAUAGCUCCCCAUGAUGUCACUAGAGAUUUGAUCUUGCUCAACCAACAGAGGUUGGCCGAGAUGGAGCUCUCCAAUCAACUGGAGAGGAAAAAAGAGGAGCUGCGGAUCCUGUCUAAACACCUGGAGGAAGAAAGGAAGAAAACAGAAGCCCUCCUGUAUGCCAUGCUGCCUAAACAUGUUGCCAAUCAGCUCAAAGAGGGGAAACGAGUUGAGGCAGGAGAAUUCAAAGAAUGUACUAUACUAUUCAGCGAUGUUGUGACUUUUACCAACAUUUGUGCCCAGUGUGAGCCUAUUCAGAUAGUCCUCAUGUUAAAUGCAAUGUAUCUACGAUUUGACAGGCUAACCACAGUACAUGAUGUCUACAAGGUUGAAACCAUAGGGGAUGCCUACAUGGUUGUAGGGGGUGUCCCUGUCCCUGUAUCAACCCAUGCUGAACGGGUUGCCAACUUUGCCCUGGGAAUGAUCAUAGCAGCCAAAGAAAUAAAAAACCCUGUUUCUGGAAAUCCUAUUCAAAUUAGGGUUGGAAUCCACACAGGAUCUGUCCUUGCAGGGGUUGUUGGAGAAAAAAUGCCACGUUACUGUUUGUUUGGAGAUACGGUGAAUAUAGCAUCCCGGAUGGAGAGCCAUGGAGUGCCAAACAAAAUUCACCUCAGUGGCAGUGUUUAUCAAUGCCUCAAAGAGAAGAAUUUUGACAUUAAGGAAAGAGGAGAAAUUGAUGUGAAGGGCAAAGGGAAAAUGCACACUUAUUUUCUGGUCCAAAAUACAAUUGCAACUGAGAAUGAGAUCAUGGGAAGACCAAGUGAAGAUGCUGGCUUCAACCACGAAUCUUCUCAAUUGUCUCAAGACUGCAUGGCUGAUGGCAUGCAAAACUCAUUCUCACAAGAUAUCCCACUAAACUCAGACAAGGAAUUGCCUCCUAUCGUAGCAAUGAAAUAUGCAGAUAGACCCAUAGAAAACCACACCAAUGUUAAAGGAAGGCAUGAAUCAAGAACAAAGGAUUUAACAGGUGAACAGCAUGAUGCAGAGACCUAUGCAAGUCUCCAUGGUGACCAGCAGCCAAACCAAAAUCCAUACAAUUUCAUACAAAGAAGACAUAGGCCAGCUGCAGAGGCACCACAGAUCAGGAAUGUCAGAUCUAAUUUCUGUAACUUGUUUUAA